Camelus dromedarius (Arabian camel) is the source of this 2841-nucleotide messenger RNA. RefSeq names its product nocturnin (gene NOCT). Gene Ontology annotation, molecular function: poly(A)-specific ribonuclease activity. Bases 405 to 1691 code for a protein of 428 amino acids. NCBI's taxonomy places the organism in Eukaryota, Metazoa, Chordata, Mammalia, Artiodactyla, Camelidae. The transcript has 3 exons. Gene Ontology annotation, biological process: circadian rhythm. The record is from RefSeq and is a predicted model, not a curated record.
UCCACCCUACGAGCAGCUUAAGCUCUGCUUCCUCUCAGAGCAGUAUCACACCGGUUCUGGGAGUCCCAGCCUGGUCGCGCCGGGCUCGGGUUCCGCGGAUCCCCCUCCCGAUAGCGCUUGGUAGCACCCGCUUUGUCAGCGCGCUGCGCUCGCGGGUUACCCUCCGGCUCUCGCCGGCCGGCGGCAGACAGCUAGUCAGCGGCCGCAGCUGCCGCCGCUCCAGCCUCUUCAUCUCUGGCUCGCCUGCUCAGGACUCUCCCCCGGGCCGCCGCUGGGCGAGAAGGAGCCCGGGAGCCGCCGUCUGGACGGGCUUGAGAGUCUGCUCGGCUCGCCCGCCUCGCCCGGGCCCCGCGGGUCGGUCGGGCACGCGAGGGGCCGCGGCGGUUGUGGCGGCGGCGCCCGGCAUGUAUCAGAGCCCGCGGCGGCUCUGCUCCGCCCUGCUGCAGAGGGACGCGCCCGGCCUGUGUCGCCCGCCCGGCCCGCGACCGCGCCUUCGCUCGCCCCCGCCCGCGACCGCCCCCCGGCCCGCGUCCCCCCGGCUACUGGCGGCGGCCUCAGCGGCCCGCGGCGUCGCGAGGUGCUGCUCCCGAACAGUGUAUUCCAUGGGAAACGGUACGAGCAGACUCUAUAGUGCUCUCGCCAAGACACUGAACAGCAGCGCCGCCUCCCAGCACCCAGAGUAUUUGGUGGCACCUGACCCAGAACAUCUGGAGCCCAUUGAUCCUAAAGAGCUCCUCGAGGAAUGCAGGGCUGUCCUGCACACUCGCCCUCCCCGCUUCCAGAGGGAUUUUGUGGAUCUGAGGGCAGACUGCCCCAGUAGCCACCACCCACCUAUUAGGGUCAUGCAGUGGAACAUCCUCGCCCAAGCUCUUGGAGAAGGCAAAGACAACUUUGUCCAGUGCCCUAUCGAAGCACUCAAGUGGGAAGAAAGGAAGUGUCUCAUCCUGGAAGAAAUCCUAGCCUACCAGCCUGAUAUCCUGUGCCUCCAAGAGGUGGACCACUAUUUUGACACCUUCCACCCACUUCUCAGUAGACUGGGCUAUCAAGGCACAUUCUUCCCCAAGCCUUGGUCACCGUGUCUAGACGUAGAACACAACAACGGGCCGGAUGGCUGUGCCCUGUUUUUUCUUCAGAACCGAUUCAAGCUGGUCAACAGUGCCAACAUCAGGCUGACAGCCAUGACUCUGAAAACCAAUCAGGUGGCCAUCGCCCAGACGCUGGAGUGCAAGGAGUCCAGCCGACAGUUCUGCAUCGCCGUCACCCACUUAAAAGCACGUACUGGCUGGGAGCGAUUUCGAUCAGCUCAAGGCUGUGACCUUCUCCAGAACCUGCAGAACAUCACCCAAGGAGCCAAGAUUCCCCUUAUUGUUUGUGGGGACUUCAAUGCAGAGCCCACGGAGGAGGUCUACAAACACUUUGCUUCCUCCAGCCUCAACCUGAACAGCGCCUACAAGCUGCUGAGUGCUGACGGGCAGUCGGAGCCCCCGUACACGACCUGGAAGAUCCGGACCUCGGGGGAGUGCCGCCACACCCUGGACUACAUCUGGUAUUCCAAGCAUGCUCUCAGUGUGUGCUCGGCUCUGGAUUUGCUCACUGAGGAACAGAUCGGACCCAACCGCCUACCAUCCUUCAAUUACCCUUCAGACCACCUGUCUCUAGUGUGUGACUUCAGCUUUAAUGAGGAACCUUGAUGGACUUUUAUAAGUGCUUGUCUUUUUAAUCACAGGAGUUUUAACCAGGGAUGUUUCAGGAAACUGAAGUAGGAUAAGAAGUUGACCAAGGAAGGAUUCCCAGUUUCCCCAGCUUCACUUUCCGUGUUUCCAGCAUGCCCUCGGGAAGGAACCCCAUAGCUCACAACCCCUUUCCAUUAAAACCUACGGCAAAAAAGGUGUUUGCACUCCAGUUUUGGUUUGUACUGUUUUCUUCCCUGUAGCAUUUUCUUGAUCAUUUAAGGGCAUUAUGUUAGGCUUGUUUUGAAGCUUUUUCAGUUGAGGAUGCUAUAUAAAAAUAGACUUGCUUGAGUCCUCCAUAACUAACAAUAAGUAUGCAGGAGUAGUUUCUGUAGACACCACUGCAAGUUAUUUAUUUGUGGUUUUUUAAAUGUCAGCAAGUUAUGCAUGGCAAUAUUUAUUUUUUAUAUCUUCAUGUAAAAUUAAGUAAAUUAAAGCAGUAUGAACAUUUUAAAACCAUGCAAAACAUUAAGUUAUAGAGUAAUUUAUAGAAAUUUUCUUAAAGCUUUAAAGAUGUUUUUACUUAGGGUCUAACAAUCGUAGUGUACAAAGAAACUGUUUAACCUAGAGGGGUUUUUGUUAUUUAAAUGGAGUAUCAGUUCUCCUUGAUAGGUUCUUCAUGAAUCCUUGCUUUGCCUCCAUGUUCCCUAUUACUGUGUUUCUUUAAGUGAGUCCACUGCCAGUCUUCAUUAUUUAAUCAGUGUUAUACAUUUCCAGUUUUCCAUCAGAAUGGUUGUGGUGUGUGUUUGAGGUCACUUAGUGCCAUUAUUUGUAAUGGUAUGUGCUUUUCACAGUAGGUUAUUUGGGAGCUUUUAUGUGGCAGUGGCUAAAAAGUCGGGACCUUUUCAGAGAUGGGAAACUAUUUCUAGCCUGUUAAUGAGGUUGUCGUUAAAAUUUACUAAGUUUACUGGUUCAAAAAUUCUAGAAAGAAGGAUAUAAAGUUAGAAAAACAGCCCAGAAUUCUCUUCCAUCAGAAAUCAAAAUGGUAUAGGUAACAGGUAAAGCCCCUUUCAAACAAAAUCACCCAAAAUAGCCUAAUGGUAAUAAAUUAAAAGUAUUUUAAUCCAUGAGUUGUAAAUAUUCAAGAUUAAUAAAUGGUCUUUCAAAGCUA